AUGACCGCAGACAUAAAUGGCAACCUUCCAAACGAUCCGAUUUUCAGACAGCUACUCAAGGUCGCUAGGGAGGUCACCCAUGUAGUAGUACAUGACCCUUCGAAUGGAGUUGAUGCAGACUAUGCCCAGCUGCUGACGGAUUUGCUCUGCAUGCGAGGGGCUUUACGGGAGUUUCUUCCGCACUCUCUGUUUGACGACAGGCAUCUUCUUAAUGAGGACACACCCUACGUCUUUGUACUAUCCAAUGGCAACUACGAGUAUAUCAUUGCUGCCUUGUCUAUUCUCUCCAUCGGAGGCGCAGUGGUGCCAAUCUCCACUUGUAUCCUGCCAGAGGAAGCGUUAUAUUUCAUGCAGAAAUGCAAGUCGUCCACUUUCCUGGUCGGUCGAGAAUACCAGGACCUGGGUAACAAGAUCCACGAACACAGCUCUGCCAACGGUCUCCCCAGCACCGUUCUCCCAAUUGAAAUGAAUGCAUCUCCAAUUAUUGAUCCCAAGAGCCCACUCAUUACUUUAACUCCCGGAAUGGAGAUAUCGCCGCAUCGCCCCGGCAUAGUCUUCUUCACAUCCGGCACCACAGGUCCACCAAAAGGCGUGGUGCACGCUCGAAGGAUGUUCUACGAGAUGCAUCGAGUCAGCGGCCCUGGUCACAUAUUUCUGAGCCAUCACCCCGCGUUCUGGAUUGGCGGUGCCCUGCCACUCCUCCGACAGCCUCUCGCAGGAGCACGCGUCGAGGUCAUCCCUUCUGAUCCUGUGGUGGUCUGGGAACGGCUCCGGGCAGGCGGAGUGACGCUUUUUACGGGCCCACCGCACUUCUGGACCUUGAUUAUGCAGCAUUUUCAAAACCACCUCGCCAGUCUCCCAGCUGAUAAAGUGAGCGCAUACAUCCGAGGAGCCCAGAACCUUCAAGUGGCGUAUGUGAGUGGCGCGAUGCCACAUGGCCCGCUACGUCGGUUUUGGCGAGAGGAAAUGGGUCGGCCGUUGCAGGUUUCGUAUGGGGCAACGGAGCUGGGUGACUAUGGUUUAUCAAUUCAUCCCGAAACGGAUGUUACUCUGGAGCGCUGCGUAGGAAGACCAGACCCGAAUAUAACGGUCCGCCUGUCAGACGGUGAUCAUGGAGAGAUGAUGAUCAAAAGUGAAGCGCUGUUUUCCGGCUAUCUAGCCGAUGAAGCAGCCACUCGGACAGUUUUUACUGAGGACGGCUUCUACCGGACUGGAGAUCUUGCUCGCCGAGUAGGAGAAGACUAUGUCCUCGAAGGACGAGCAUCUCACGAGUUCAUCAGGUUCCUGGGCUACAAAGUCCCCAUACUGGAAGUUGAAAUGCGCCUUCUAGAGCUCCCAUUUAUCUCAGAGGGCUGUAUCCUCAGCGUCCUUGAUGAGGACAACAACGGCCUAGAAGCAGCCCUUGUUCGGUUACAGCCCGGCACGGAUCAGCUAUCUCUCAAGGCUCUACGCGAGCACCUUGCGGCCAACCUACCGAUGUAUAUGCUUCCAGCGAUGCUCCGAAUUCUCCGGGAUGGGGAAGAAAUCCCCCGGACUCCAUCAUUAAAGGUUCUGCGCCGGGACACAGUAAAGAAAUACUUUACACGUUCGGAGAAGCAGGAGCUGCCCUCGGAUGUCGAGCAAUGGGAUUUCCAGCGUGAUCGAGACACACUGGCGCCGAGGGCAUGGGAUUGGUGUGGAUUACAGGAAUGA
Messenger RNA from Aspergillus wentii DTO 134E9, 1692 nucleotides. RefSeq names its product ANL family adenylate-forming protein. Bases 1 to 1692 code for a protein of 563 amino acids. Lineage: Eukaryota; Fungi; Ascomycota; Eurotiomycetes; Eurotiales; Aspergillaceae. The transcript has 5 exons. The record is from RefSeq and is a predicted model, not a curated record.